CAUUGUGGGGCAAGGCGAGGCGGGGCGCCGCGGGAGCAAUACUGAGACGCCAUUUUCGGCGGCGGGAGCGGCGCGGGCGGUCGAGCGGGACGGGCUGGGUCGGCGGGGCUGCGCCUGGCGACCAAAGGGACAGCGCGCGGGCAGUCGAGGAUGCUGCGGGGCGGCUGCACCGGCGCCCCUCGCUAGUGACCGCCGUUCCGCGCCUCAGGCGGCCGAGGCGGGCUCUGCGCGCAGCAGCUCUCCGCGCACGCGCCCGGCGGCGCUCCUGGUGCUGACAGCGCGAGAGAGCGCGGCCCUCCGGAGCUGGACGAAUGUAUGACAACAUGUCCACAAUGGUGUACAUAAAGGAAGACAAGUUGGAGAAGCUUACGCAGGAUGAAAUUAUUUCUAAGACAAAGCAAGUAAUUCAGGGGCUGGAGGCUUUGAAGAAUGAGCACAAUUCCAUUUUACAAAGUUUACUGGAGACACUGAAGUGUUUGAAGAAAGAUGAUGAAAGUAACCUGGUGGAGGAGAAAUCAAACAUGAUCCGGAAGUCACUGGAGAUGUUGGAGCUUGGCCUGAGUGAGGCACAGGUUAUGAUGGCUUUGUCCAACCACCUGAAUGCUGUGGAGUCUGAGAAACAGAAACUGCGUGCACAGGUUCGUCGUUUGUGCCAGGAGAAUCAGUGGCUACGGGAUGAACUGGCCAACACGCAGCAGAAACUGCAGAAGAGUGAGCAGUCUGUGGCUCAACUGGAGGAGGAGAAGAAGCAUCUGGAGUUUAUGAAUCAGCUCAAAAAAUACGAUGAUGACAUUUCCCCAUCUGAGGACAAAGACACUGAUUCUACCAAAGAGCCUCUGGAUGACCUUUUCCCCAACGAUGAAGACGACCCAGGGCAAGGAAUCCAGCAGCAGCACAGCAGUGCAGCUGCGGCUGCCCAGCAGGGCGGCUACGAGAUUCCUGCGCGGCUGCGUACGCUCCACAACCUGGUGAUCCAGUAUGCCUCACAGGGGCGCUACGAGGUAGCCGUGCCCCUCUGCAAGCAGGCCCUGGAGGACCUGGAGAAGACUUCAGGACACGACCACCCGGACGUGGCCACCAUGCUCAACAUCCUGGCCUUGGUGUACAGGGAUCAGAAUAAAUACAAAGAUGCAGCUAACCUACUGAAUGAUGCCUUGGCUAUCCGUGAGAAAACUUUGGGCAAAGAUCAUCCUGCGGUGGCAGCGACUUUGAAUAACCUUGCAGUCCUUUAUGGAAAAAGAGGGAAGUACAAAGAAGCAGAGCCAUUGUGUAAAAGAGCUCUGGAAAUCCGAGAAAAGGUUUUGGGGAAGGAUCACCCCGAUGUUGCCAAGCAGUUAAAUAACUUGGCCUUACUGUGCCAGAACCAGGGCAAGUAUGAAGAAGUAGAAUAUUAUUAUCAAAGAGCCCUUGAGAUCUACCAGACAAAACUGGGACCUGAUGACCCCAACGUGGCUAAGACGAAAAAUAACCUGGCAUCCUGCUAUCUGAAGCAAGGAAAGUUCAAGCAGGCAGAAACACUGUACAAAGAAAUUCUCACUCGUGCACAUGAAAGGGAGUUUGGUUCUGUAGAUGAUGAAAAUAAACCCAUUUGGAUGCAUGCUGAAGAAAGAGAAGAAUGCAAAGGAAAGCAAAAGGAUGGGACAUCUUUUGGAGAGUAUGGCGGCUGGUACAAAGCCUGCAAAGUUGAUAGUCCAACUGUUACAACCACUCUAAAAAACCUUGGGGCACUUUAUAGACGUCAAGGCAAAUUUGAAGCUGCAGAAACAUUAGAAGAAGCUGCCAUGAGGUCUCGUAAACAGGGUCUUGACAAUGUUCACAAACAGAGGGUGGCGGAAGUGCUCAAUGACCCUGAAAACAUGGAGAAGCGCAGGAGCCGCGAGAGCCUCAAUGUGGACGUGGUCAAGUACGAGAGUGGCCCUGACGGAGGGGAGGAAGUGAGUAUGAGCGUAGAGUGGAACGGGAUGAGAAAAAUGAAGCUCGGGCUGGUUAAAUGACUUGCUCAGCGUCCCAUGGUGAGUCCGAGCGGGCGGGGCGCAGGCCCUGCUGUCUGUUGCCUCUGUCGAGACGUCGGCUUUCCAAUCUGGCAGGACCCAGGAUACAGUGCUGCCUGUGGAAUUCGUUUUCUUUUGGAUUAUCAACUGCAUGUUUAAAAUGUGCUGGAGACUUUUAAAGUCUGUGGUUUCCUAAAGUUUCUGAAAUGUCUACAACGUGCUUUUAAGAGAAUGAAAGUCAUACCGUAUUGUAGCCUUUAUUUUGGUCCCUAUGUUUUUCAUUGCAUAAUCUCCUUACAUACAGUUACUUGUAAAGCCUUUUACGCUAAGUGUCAAGGAAAUUUCCAACACAUUGCUAUCUUUAAAGUGUUGAAAUUUACUUUGGUGACCAUUGGGAAUGGACCAGUCUGGAUUCUGUGAAAUGCACCCCGAGGCCCGGCACCUGCUUUCUGCUGGGCUGGUAGAAGCAGGCAGAAGGUCAUCCCAGUCCUAAAGCCACUCAGAAGGCUGCUGAGACUUGUGACCUAGAAAUACUGUAAGCCAGGCUGUGUUUUGCAGGGCCUGUUGCCUUUCCUCGCCGCGGUUUCACGUGGGUUUUCUCUCUCCUUUCUGUCUGACAGGCCUAGCCGCCCGUGACUCUCACUGUCUCCUGCAUGCGGGCGGCGCCCCCCGCGGCUUCCCUUCUCCCUCCAGUGCUGCCCGCCGUGUCUGGCGGCCCCUAGGAUCUUGUCAGAGCUGCACCUCUCUGUGACUGGCCAUUCCUUUCGGGGCUGCUGUCCUUUUUGGGGGGUUCCUGAUUUCUGUAUACAUGUAGCUUUGCCAGAUAUGUACUUAGUAAUAUAAAUUGUAUUAAUAAAAUCCAUUUACUGUGUAAUACAUGACUUUAAAAAUUAAGAGCGAUAGCUGUUCACUCUGAUAACAGGAAGUUAAGUGUCACACAAGGUGUUGUUGCAAUGGCAUGACGGUGACCUGUUGACGUAAUUAAGCCUUAGAGCAAGGCAUGUGCCGCACGUGCUCCGUGGUCUCCCUAGGAUACGCCCCAGUAGCAUUUGCUGUGUAGUCUGUGUGUGAAAUUUGGGCAUUCUGCUUUUCUCUACUAAUCUUGAAGUGCUCAGUGAUUUGUGUAUUUGUGUCUUUCUAACUUCUAAUAAACUCACUCCGACUGA
Molecule: messenger RNA, 3157 nt
Organism: Saimiri boliviensis boliviensis (Bolivian squirrel monkey)
Lineage: Eukaryota; Metazoa; Chordata; Mammalia; Primates; Cebidae
Source: RefSeq, a predicted model, not a curated record